This is a messenger RNA of Erigeron canadensis, 1647 nucleotides long. RefSeq lists its product as uncharacterized. NCBI's taxonomy places the organism in Eukaryota, Viridiplantae, Streptophyta, Magnoliopsida, Asterales, Asteraceae. The record is from RefSeq and is a predicted model, not a curated record. Gene Ontology annotation, molecular function: zinc ion binding. The transcript has 3 exons. Bases 1 to 1647 code for a protein of 548 amino acids.
AUGUUUGAAGAACAUGAGGAGUUUCUAACUGAUCUUUCAGGUUAUUUGCAUAGGCUAAAUAAUGAGGAAACAAACAAUGCAAACUUAGAGAAUGAUGAAGGGAUUGAAGAUGAUACAGAGAAAGGUCCUAGGCAUAAUCCUAAAGUUCAUUGGAAGGUGAUGAAACCAGUGUUGUUGGAAAGAUAUGAAAGCCCAAAGCAACUCAAACAGUGUUUGACUAACUAUACUUUGGCAAAUGGAUAUCAUAUCUGUUAUGAGCAUAGUGACCAUAAGAAAAUAUUAGCUGUUUGUGGGAAGAAGGAUGAGGCAACUGGUAAAAGAUUCUGUCCAUUUAGGUUAUGGGCUACUUGGAUGAAAGGAAAGUGCUCAUUUCAGAGAAAGACACUUAUUGAUGAGCAUAGAUGUUAUAGAAAUUUUGAGGCUUGUUCUGCAGUGAAUUACAGAUUUGUUGCAGACAAGUUUGUAAACAGAAUUAGGCAAAAUCCCAAUAUUAAAUUGAAAGAGAUUCAAGAAGCAUUCAUGAAGAAGUUUAAGUGUAGUAUUUCAGCAAAUCAAGCUAUGAGGGCUAGAUUACAUGCAAAGUAUGAGUAUGAAGAGUCAGUGAAGAAGCAUUAUGAGAAACUGAGGGACUAUGGAGCAGAAAUAUUCAAAAGAAAUCCAGGGAGUACAGUUAAGUUGAAUGUUUCAAGAAAUCCAGAUGGUAAAAUAUAUUUUCAGGGUUUUUAUGUGUGUUUUAAGGGGUUGCAAGAUGGUUGGAAGGCUGGGUGUAGGAGAAUUAUACAUUUAGAUGGUUGUUUUCUAAAAACUAUUUGCAAAGGUGAAUUAUUGUCAACAGUGGGUAGGGAUGCCAAUAACCAUAUUUUCCCAAUUGCAUGGGCUGUUGUUACUAUGGAGAACAAAGAGAACUGGGCAUGGUUCAUUGACUUGCUUAAAGAUGAUCUUGACAUGGGCAGUGGCAAUGGUAUAGCAUUGAUGUCAGAUCAACAUAAGGGUCUUAUUGAAUCUGUGAAAGAUAUAUUACCCAAUGCAGAGCACAGACAAUGUGCUAGGCAUAUUUAUGGCAACUUUAGGAAGAAACUUAGUGGGGUUUUGUAUAGGAAUCUAUUUUGGAGAAUUUGCAAGUCUAGUCAGCCUACUUUGUUUGAUGAAAACAUGAAAGAGUUGAAAGAGGCAAACAUUGAUGCUUACAAUUACUUGAUGAAAAGAGAACCAAAAACAUGGUGUAGGGCCUUUUUCAGAAGUGGAAUAGCAUGUGAAGCUGUAGAAAAUGGGAUUAGUGAGUGUUUUAACUCAUUGAUUGUUGAAAUAAGAAGGAAACCAAUUUUAACAAUGCUUGAAGCCAUUAGGGUUAUCUUAAUGGAAAGGCUAGACAAGAUGAGGAAACUGCAGGCUACAUGGAAUGAUGACAUCUGUCCAGCCAUAAGGAAAAGAUUGGAACUAGCAAAGGAUGAACAGAUCAAUUGGAAGGUGGUCCCAGGUGGAGGUGCUCAGUUUGAGAUAAUUAAAGGAUGUGAAAGCUACAUAGUUGAUGAAAAGAAACAAGAAUGCACAUGUAGAAUGUGGCAAUUGUUUGGUAUUCCUUGUCCUCAUUCUGUUGCUAUGUUGUUUUACAUUAGAAAGGCACUAGAAAAUUAUGUGUCUAGCUAG